Penicillium antarcticum is the source of this 621-nucleotide messenger RNA. It is a transcript of the gene pup3, whose product is annotated as proteasome core particle subunit beta 3. Gene Ontology annotation, biological process: proteasome-mediated ubiquitin-dependent protein catabolic process. Gene Ontology annotation, cellular component: proteasome core complex, beta-subunit complex; proteasome core complex. NCBI's taxonomy places the organism in Eukaryota, Fungi, Ascomycota, Eurotiomycetes, Eurotiales, Aspergillaceae. The record is from RefSeq and is a predicted model, not a curated record. The transcript has 4 exons. The coding region runs from base 1 to 621 and encodes 206 amino acids.
AUGUCCAACCCCUUCGACAUCAAUGGCGGUGCCUGUGUCGCCAUGGUGGGCAAGGACUGCGUCGCCAUUGCCUGCGACCUCCGUCUGGGCAUGCAAUCCCUGACUAUCUCCAAUAACUUCCCCAAGAUCUUCAACUACGCCCCAUCCACUUACCUCGGCCUGACUGGCCUGGCCACCGAUGUCAACACCGUCUCCGAUCUUUUCCGCUACAAGGUCAACAUGUACCGCCUGCGCGAGGAGCGCGAUAUCGCACCCCAGACUCUGGCCAACCUAGUGAGCUCAUCGCUCUACGAGAAGCGUUUCGGUCCUUUCUUCGUCAGCCCCGUCCUGGCUGGUAUCAACCCUACAACGGGGAAGCCGUUCAUCUGUGGAUUUGACAGCAUUGGCUGUAUCGAUUUCGCCAAGGACUUCAUUGUCAGCGGAACAGCAAGUGACCAGCUGUUCGGUACUUGCGAGGGUCUCUGGGAGCCCAAUCUGGAGCCUGAGGACCUCUUCGAGACAAUCUCACAAGCGCUGCUUAGUGCCGUCGACCGAGAUGCUCUCUCCGGUUGGGGUGCCCAGGUUUAUAUCAUAGAGAAGGACAAGGUUACCCAGCGGCUAUUGAAGGGACGACAGGAUUAG